CUAGCUAGGAAUUGAAGAGGUGAAUUUGUGUCGGUUUUGGAAUCUGGUGUUUCGAUCAACGGCUCCUUUAAGGCAAGAGCCCUAGGUAGCUGGGAAGUUUGAUCCAACUCCAGUGUCACAGCGUUCAUAAAUUCAUGCUCAUGGUUCUUCUCACUGACUGAAAAGAAUAGAAAGGAGAAAAAAAGAAGAGCUGUCUCUGGGAUUGCUCGCGCAUUGGUCUUUCUUGUCGGCCCCUCGUCGUGUUCUUGGGUCCUCCUCUCAGCUCCUUUUUUUCUCUUCUUCGCUUCUCGCGAGCUAAAUGGCGCCGUUGGGCGCUUCAUGAAUGCUCGUGGGUCGUGGCAGAACUGUCACUUGUGUGGAGUCGGGGGAUGUGGGCACCCCGGGUUUGAUCCGUCCAGGAUCGCCCACGAGUCGAUUCGAUCCCUUCGUUCGUCCUCGCCACAACCAUGGCAUUGAUCGUCACAGGAAUGCUGCUUGCAUUGUCGCUCCUGCUGGAGCUCCUGGCUUUCCCUUCGAAUGGAGAAGUGUACAUGGUGAUCAUGGAAGGGGAUCCAGUGUCCAGCUACGCGGAGGCGUUUGGAGCGGAGGAGGUGGACAUUGGAAUCGGCAAAUCCAGCUCCACGAAGAACAUAGUGGAGCUCUACAAAUCUCGUCUCGUCCAGCAGCACGACAAGUUCUUGCAAGAAACUUUCGCUAGCAGCGGCGCCGGCUACCAGAAGCUCUACAGCUACCACCACUUGAUCAAUGGCUUCGCCGUGAAACUCCAAGAUCACCAGGCAGACACACUCAAGUCAGCCCCGGGAGUGAUGCUCGUCCAAAAAGAUUGGAGAGUGAGCAAGCUCACGACACACACCCCCGAUUUCCUGGGACUCCCGACCGGAGUGUGGUCGCAGCAGGGUGGCGCCGGCAAUGCGGGUGACGGGAUCGUUGUGGGGAUCAUCGACACUGGCAUUGAUCCCACGCAUCCAAGUUUCUCGGGGCAAGCUUUCGCUUCCAACUCCUCCUCCAACACGUCGAGCGGCUUGAAAAACUUUCGAGGCUCUUGCGAGGUGGCCUCGUUUUGCAAUGGCAAGAUCGUUGGAGCUCGACACUUUGCCGCUGCCGCCACGGCUUCCGGCAACUUCAACGCGUCUGUGGACUUCGAUUCUCCUCUCGACGGCGAUGGCCAUGGAUCCCACACUGCAUCGAUCGCAGCUGGAAAUUACAACGUCCCUGUGACGAUAAACGGGUACAGCUACGGGAAAGCGAGUGGUAUGGCACCACGAGCAAGGAUAGCAGUGUACAAGGCACUGUAUAGGCAAUUUGGAGGAUUUGUAGCAGACGUUGUGGCAGCCAUAGACAAGGCCGUAGAGGAUGGAGUGGACGUUUUAAAUCUCUCUGUUGGUCCCAACAGUCCUCCCAGCAGCAGCAGUGCCACUUUUCUCAACGUUUUCGACAUGGCUAUCCUGGCAGCAGUGAAACAAGGCGUCUUUGUUGCUCAGGCGGCUGGGAAUGGAGGGCCGUAUCCUCGGACCAUCGUCUCUUUCAGCCCCUGGAUCGCCACCGUGGCCGCAGGACUCGACGACCGGAGCUAUCCAAACUAUAUCAGCCUCGGCAACGCUAAAACUCUCCCCGGUGUUGGUCUCGCUCCUCCAACUCCAGGAAGCAGCACGUACAGCAUGAUCCUCGCCAAGGACGCGGUUGGAAACAGCUCAAACUAUUUCUUCAGUCCCAACGAUUGCCAGGACCCGAGCCUUUUCAACGCCCAGCUUGUCAAGGGAAAGGUACUGAUUUGCACCUUCUCCUUCAGCUUUAUCUUCGGUGGUGCCACCGUCCACCAAGUCGCCGCCACCGUCGCCAACCUCAGCGCCGUGGGAUUCGUCCUGGUUGUGGAGUCGGACUUGGCCGGGAGCAAGUUUGAGCCGGUUCCAAUCUCGGUUCCCGGGAUCGUCAUCACAACUUCCGAGAGCUCGGAGGAGCUUCUACGCUACUACAACUCGUCCACCACCCGGGCAGCGAAUGGAAAGGCUGCGAGUUUCAAUGCCACGGCCAAGAUCGGGAAUGGACAAGAGGCGGUGUUCAACAGCUCGGCUCCACAGGUUGCUCUCUACUCGUCUCGCGGCCCCGACGUGAGGAACUUCGCGUUCCAGGACGCCGACGUUCUCAAGCCAAACAUCCUCGCCCCCGGAUCGCUCAUCUGGGGAGCCUGGACUCCCAGUGGAACGGACGAGCCAAACUUCCAAGGGAAGAACUUCGCUCUUGUUUCCGGGACGAGCAUGGCGAGCCCGCACGUAGCAGGCAUCGCGGCGCUGCUCAAGAAGGAGUUCCCCGGCCGGAGCCCCGCGGUGAUCGCCUCGGCGAUGAUGACCACCGCUUCCACCACGGACAACCGCGGGAGUCCGCUGCUCGCGCAGCACGUAAACGCGGCAGGGGGCUCGAGAGGAUCAAACGCCACAAGCACGAGGAACAACGGGAGCAAGCCUUCGAGCUCUGCGUCGUCGGACCUCGAGAGCGCCACCCCGUUCGACUACGGCCACGGAGCCAUCAAUCCAAAGGCCGCGCUGGAUCCGGGCCUCGUCUUCGACGCAGGAUACGGUGACUAUAUCAAGUUCUUGUGCGCGGUUCCCGGCGUGAACGCCACCGCCAUCUUCAACGCGACGAGGGAGCGGUGCUCGCAGCCGGCGGGGCUAAUGUCGGACCUCAACUUACCAUCGAUAACCAUCUCCAGCUUGGGCGGCGAGAGGCGCGUUCCAAGGACCGCCACCAGCGUCGGGGCCAAGACGGAGAAGUACCGCGUGGUGGUGACCAACCCGGCGGGCGUGGCGGUGAGCGUUAAGCCGUCCGCGUUUGCGGUGGAUCCCGGGCGAUCGGUGUCGCUGGGCAUUCUAGUCUGGGCCAGGGACUCGUCCGAGGAGUUUAGUUUUGGAGAGAUGAGGCUGGUGGGCGAUCUCGGACACACUGUGAGGCUGCCCAUCACUGUUUUGAGGAGGCAAGCCAAUAGCUCUAGCUAGCGCGAGCGCCAUAGCGAGGUAUAGUAUAUAAAAGCGUUUCCAUUAGAGAGAGAGAGAGAGAGAGAGUCAAAUCUAUGAGCAUAUUCUUAAGCGUAGGGUUUAUUAUGUUUUUAAGAAUAUUCUUGAAUC
Selaginella moellendorffii is the source of this 3119-nucleotide messenger RNA. RefSeq names its product subtilisin-like protease SBT2.5. Gene Ontology annotation, biological process: proteolysis. The record is from RefSeq and is a predicted model, not a curated record. Gene Ontology annotation, molecular function: serine-type endopeptidase activity. The transcript is spliced from 10 exons. NCBI's taxonomy places the organism in Eukaryota, Viridiplantae, Streptophyta, Lycopodiopsida, Selaginellales, Selaginellaceae. Bases 447 to 2990 code for a protein of 847 amino acids.